Molecule: messenger RNA, 1443 nt
Organism: Cuscuta campestris
Lineage: Eukaryota; Viridiplantae; Streptophyta; Magnoliopsida; Solanales; Convolvulaceae
Source: the annotation of a GenBank genome assembly
GAUUGGAACAAGGUUGGAGACAAAAUGGAGACCUAGAAAUUUCAGAUCCGUGCUUUCAUUUUCCUAAUAGUCUUCGUCUUCCUUCCUCCUCCGCACCCUCUCUGCUCACGCUCGCUGGAAACCAUGUUUGGGACUAGGGUUUUGAAAGUAACCACGUCUGAAACCAUUGGAUUUUGCUAGGACAAAGGCGGUGGCGGGCCAGAUUGGGUUCACGCCUAAUAUAACUUCGUGUUUGGCUGCCAUCUUCCCUGCUCAUCUUCAAUUAAUUCAAGCAUUAAUCCUCCAUUUUCUCUUUUGCUUUCCUUUCUUUAUUAUCAAGUCCCUAUUCCGCAGAGUAAAUCUUUCUUCUCGUCGUAAUUUCAAAUUUAAAGAAGCAUGGCGCCGCCAGAAGUCUUGCGGAAAGAUCUCAUCAUGUUGGACCUCUUUGUCAACUCCAAAGGAGAAAAUGUGAAGUCCCGAGGAAUUGCUAUUGAGAAGAAGAUUGAAUUACUUGAAAACUUGGCUGGGAAAGUCAGCAACCGAAGAUCUCGCCGAUGGUUGAACGACCGUUUACUGAUGGAACUUGUUCCUCGCUUGAAUGCACAAGAAAUCAGAGGGUUGUUUGCUCCCCCACCUUUUGGUGAUGAUUCGCCCCCCUCACCAUUUUGCAUGACGUAUAGUAGAGAGUGGGACAACUUCAGGAGCAUUGACAUGGACAAAGAGGCUACCAUGAUGGAGGCCCUCAAAGUUUCUGUAUCAAAGCAGAAGCGCGUUGCUGAUAAUGAUAAGGUUGCAGUAUUAACUGCGUGGCAUAGAGUGGAUUGUCAAACAAGAAAGGCGCUUCGUCGUAGUUUUCUUCCAGAACUGAUCAAUAAUUAUGAGGAAUGUCUUCGAAUAUUUAUCAAAGAGAGCAGUGAUGGCGAUGUCCUAGAAGUCUGUGUUCAAGACCCUUUCCAGCGUUUGUUACUGCACGGUGUUUGUGAGUUCUACAACAUGGUCUCGGUGACAGUUGUCACACAAUCAGAAGGCUCUGAGACGGCAAGGAUAACAAAGAUAAAGAAGAAGGGGGAUGACAUAAAACUCCCAAACAUUACCCUCUGCAACUUCCUGAAAAUGUCAAAAGCUGGGAUUUGGUGAUUUGUUACCUCUUACCAUUUCUUGUUUGUGCAUUGUAAUAUUUGUCAUUCAGAUAAUCAAGUGUGUGUACUACUUCUGCUUUUGUUGCUGCUGCUGCAAAAAGCAGGGUUAUAUUUAUAUAUAUCCAUUUGUCUGACUUUAAUUCUUUUAAAUGUCUGGUUUCCAUGGGAGGUUGGCGGUGGCAGGGAGUGACUUUUGUAAAUAAUGAUUGAUACCGAGUACUUAAUAAAUAAGGGUAUCACCAUUAUUUAAUCCAACGACUGAAGCUUUAUGUUGAUUAUUAUUGUAACUGAACAAUGAAUAACCAAGUCGCAUGCACAAUACCUC